Molecule: messenger RNA, 679 nt
Organism: Guillardia theta CCMP2712
Lineage: Eukaryota; Cryptophyceae; Pyrenomonadales; Geminigeraceae
Exons: 1
Coding region: 10-621 (203 amino acids)
Molecular function (GO): zinc ion binding
Source: RefSeq, a predicted model, not a curated record
AAGGGGACGAUGCGAUACAUCCACGAGAAGUGUCUCGACACGUGGAGAAGGAUGAGCUUCAACGCCUCCUCUCACGUCCAGUGCGACCAGUGCUUCUACGCCUACCGCGUCGAGCGCCGGGGCCUCGCCAACUUUGUGCGACGUCGGGGGGUGGUGGAGGUGGUGUCCUUCUCGCUGUUUCUGCUGGGGGUAUUCCUGACGGGCUUCGUGGUCAAGUGGGGAAAGUUGGCGUGGGAGCUGCCGCUGGCUGAUGGCGGCAAGUCGACGGGGCUGGCGGACAUGUACGCCAUCGACCGGCAGCACUUCAUCCUGGGCUGCACAGGGGUGGGGGUCCUGGGCUUCUCGACGCUGGUCAUCCUCCUCCCCAUGCGAGGCUUCGGCUUCAUCGGGUACCACCCGAACCUCUUCCGCGGGAACCCCAGGGGCGACAGCUCAGCCUCCCUCGUCCUCGGCAUCGUCGUGGUGGCAGGGAUGCUCCGAGCUCUGUUCCUCGCGUACAAGCUGACGCAGCACAUGGCAGCGAGCAUAGCAGAGAGGUCGGGAACUGUCAUCCUCCCAGCCGAUCACUCCCGGUCUCCCGGCAGGUGGCGGGGGAGGAGGAGAGGAGCCUGGCGGGGGUGAGGUCGGCGGGUUGUAUUGUAACUUGUACUAUCUGUUCGCAUAAAGCUUUUGCAAGCUU